AUGGGCAAAGACAAGGACAAGCUAAAAGUCGAGGAUGAGGAGCAAACGUCGGAUGCAGAUCCACCAUACUUCUAUUGCCGUCGCAACCCUACCAUCCCUCGUCAGGACCAACCAAGACCGUACGCCUUCCUGCAACGCAUUCUUAGUGAACAUCCUAUCCGAACCGACCAUGUUGACGAGUACGGCGGUAUUGACGACCUCGGCACUUCCCUCAGUGCUCCUCUCAACAAUGUCAAUAUCAGUGAUCAGUCCGUCUCAAUAGCUGUACAAGCAGGCUCCGGUGCCAUUGCUGCUGUUCAGAAUGGCCUCAACUUGCGAGAAGCAGCCAACACAUUAGCAGAGACAUCCCUAUCACCCGAGACUCACACUCUCAACGGAGAGGCUACAGCAGAAUCAGCGACAACAAAUGCCAAUCAUGCCUCUACCGAGAAGGCAGGCGUGGAAGAAGAGCUGCCAUGGUUUUCCCAACUAUCGGCGUAUCCACAACUACGAUCUGCUGGUAUCCCUCUCGUGCCAGAUGAUGCCUCCUCAAGUAAAGUCGGCUCCAAGAAGCGUCAAAGUACCGCAGUUCCCUCUUCAGCCGCCAUAAAUGGUCUUCAUGGCAACUCAAGACCAAGUUCUUCUUCUUCUUCUUCUUCUUCUUCAUCGGCAGCACUACUCAAUACAACUUCCGCUCCGCUGUCUCGCGUCACAUCGUCAACGACCGCCUCAGUAGCGACGAUGGAGGCAUUGCAUCGAAGCGGUUCACCAGCCUCGCUCUCAGAAGCUGUAGCUCGAACGCAAAAGACGAACGCUAGCCUAGCCAUUCCAUUGACCUCGACACUCUCAUCGACAGGCUCGAUAGCAUCCAACAUAAGUUCAGCCACACUACCACCAGAUUCCAGAGUCGCAGCUGGAUCUCUCAACACAAUACCCAUGCCAGCCGGCUCCACAGCCAGCAUAGCGACAGCACCUCGCAUCAGCCCUUCAUCUUUAUCUAGCUUACCGCUUGCUGGAGCAUCAUCCGCCAAUGCUUCAACAGCUCCUGACUUCCAAGAAGAUCUCCUGCCACCAGACAACUUUGCCAUGGUUAAUUCUCACGUCUAUCGAUCCUCCUUCCCUAAAAAGAAACAUUUCCCCUUUCUUCGCACUCUCGCUCUUCGCUCCGUUCUUACUCUGAUCCUGGAAGAAUAUCCAGAGACUAACUCUCAGUUCCUUGACCAAAACGGGAUCACCUUUUUCCAAUUCGGUAUUCCCGGUAACAAGGAACCUUUUGUCUCCAUUCCAACCGACAAGAUCACCGCCGCACUCACAACCAUCCUCGAUCGUCGCAAUCAUCCCAUCCUCAUCCACUGCAACAAAGGCAAACAUCGCACAGGCUGUCUGAUUGGAUGUUUGAGAAAACUGCAACAGUGGAGUCUGACAACAAUCUUCGACGAAUAUAGAAGGUUUAGUUGGCCAAAGAGUCGAAGCAUGGAUCAAGAGUUUAUUGAAUUGUACGAUGAAAGAUCUGUUUGGAGAGAUAUUCAUCUUCCCUGGUUACCAAAAUGGUCAGUGUUGCCCUUGGCGAGUUUGAAUUUGCAUAAUAGUAAAGGCAGGAAGGUGAUUGACAUUGAGGAUCAGUUGGAUGGCGGUGGUAAUCAACCAGAAGGAGAGGCGGAUCGAGAUGAGCCGUAUCAAGACUCUUUGUCGAUUUGGAGAGGCAUGUAA
This is a messenger RNA of Ustilago hordei, 1689 nucleotides long. RefSeq lists its product as uncharacterized. Gene Ontology annotation, biological process: protein dephosphorylation. The record is from RefSeq and is a predicted model, not a curated record. Gene Ontology annotation, molecular function: phosphatase activity; inositol diphosphate tetrakisphosphate diphosphatase activity. The coding region runs from base 1 to 1689 and encodes 562 amino acids. The transcript has a single exon. Gene Ontology annotation, cellular component: cytoplasm. NCBI's taxonomy places the organism in Eukaryota, Fungi, Basidiomycota, Ustilaginomycetes, Ustilaginales, Ustilaginaceae.